CUGUGGUCGACUUCGUUUUAUUAGAAAGUUGGACUAUAUCUACUCGAUUGCUGUCACUUCUGCUUUGAUCAAGGCAUAGGUAGACAACAGAGGGUAAUCCCCAUGAUGUCAGGUAACCCGAGACACGUGGCAAGAAAGAAUGGUAAUGCACUUGAGGAAUCGGCUUUUAAUGGGAGUGAAUCACCCGUUCGGACGCUCGACUCUGGUAGUGGUAUGCUUCAUUCGGAACAAAUCCCAAGCGAUUCCUUCCAGCUGCGGCAGGUAUAUGAACUGAUUCCUUCUGCCACACCUGAAAAACCGCCUGAUCACGCCGGCAGCUCACACGAACAAACGCCAGAGACCUCAGAGACCUUCAAGGACUUAUGUUCACAACCUGGACAUUCUGAAGAGCUGGAAAGACUUGAACAUACUGAACACGUCAAUUCUUGUAUGUUUCAGACAGUUCACAGAUCAUAUAAUGAAGCGAGUGUAUCUAUAACAUCUAAGGAAGAACAGGAGGACAAGAACGUCUUGAAUAACUCGACUGAACAGCCGUCAUAUAAAGAACCAAUUAGCACUCUUAUUGCGAUUACAUGCGAGCAAUUAACACCCAAUGUUCCAUUUGACUAUAAUGGAUUAGAACUCAACGAACCUAACCACAAGGCAGAACGGCGACCGAGCAACCAUCCCGCACCAAGCCAUCCAGCAGAUACCAGAGAGACCUUUGACCAAGAGAACACAGAAGGGCAUAGAAACCGUGGACUGUGUAGAAACCCAUUACGUGCCCGUUUCUGUUAUCCACCAAGAGGUCAACAAAGAACGCCAUUUCCAAAAGGCCACGACAACCCAGCCUUCGACAACGACCAUGAGAAGAGACACGACCACAAGACGACCUUCUACAAGCCCGUGUGGAAUUCGAGGCGGUCGACGAGGGAAGAAAAGGGCCGAGGGCUCGAGUCAUUUACCCACGCCAGCAUGGGUAGAGUCAAGGCCUGGGCGAAUGAAUGUGAGGAGCAAGCUGUUGCCCUUGCAGCAGCUCCCUCUCUCAAGCCCCUGGCGGAUCCGAGGGAGCGGCCUGGAUGGAAAUGUCUUCGGGAGUCAGCCCCGAGGGAACAUCCGGAGCCGGGGUCCCCAAGGCAAAAGCUGUCUCGAACAUGGAGGACAGACUUUUCUAUUCCCGGCCACUCCAGCCAAGACCCUCAGGACGACGCUGUAGCAGAAGUGACCCGCCGUUGCAAGUCUAAGUGCAGGUCACUACACCGGAAGAGGAAGCAAAGGAUGCAAGUGCAAUGUGCGGAGACAUAA
Penaeus monodon (black tiger shrimp) is the source of this 1284-nucleotide messenger RNA. RefSeq lists its product as uncharacterized. The coding region runs from base 103 to 1284 and encodes 393 amino acids. The record is from RefSeq and is a predicted model, not a curated record. NCBI's taxonomy places the organism in Eukaryota, Metazoa, Arthropoda, Malacostraca, Decapoda, Penaeidae. The transcript is spliced from 4 exons.